AUGACUUUGAUCUGCGUCCUCAUCUGGACACUCCUCUGCUGCUGCUUCACAGAGUCCAGAGGCCAGGUCACAGUGACUCAGCCUGGAUCAGUGAGGUCUGGUCUGGGAGGAACCGUCACCAUCAGUUGUAGAACCAGUCAGAAUGUCCGUGUUUGGAGCAACUACCAGUAUUUAGCCUGGUACCAACAGAGAGAUGGAGGACUUCCUAAACUUCUCAUUUAUUGGGCUAACAAUAGAGCAUCAGGGAUUCCAGAUCGUUUUUCAGGCAGUGGAUCAAACUCUGACUUCACUCUGACCAUCAGUGAAGUCCAGACUGAAGAUGCAGCAGUUUAUUACUGUCAGAGUGAACACUACAUCAACAAUCAGGGUGUGUUCACACAUGUGUCUGUGAGGGAAUGUAUGAUGAGUGACUGGGUGUGUGGAGCCCCAUGUGGUGGGUACCUGGAAGGAGGGUGGAGCCAGAGAGGGAGAGAAAGGCAUAAGACCCAGCAGGACGGCAGCCAGACAGUGACUCAGCCUGGAUCAGUGACCUCUGGUCUGGGAGGAACCGUCACCACCAACUGUAGAACCAGUCAGAAUGUUUAUGUCAGCAGCAACUACCACCGUUUAGCCUGGUACCAACAGAGAGAUGGAGGAGUUUCUAAACUUCUCAUUUAUUAUGCUAGCACUAGAGCAUCAGGGAUUCCAGGUCGUUUUUCAGGCAGUGGAUCAAACUCUGACUUCACUCUGACCAUCAGUGGAGUCCAGACUGAAGAUGCAGCAGUUUAUUACUGUCAGAGUUUUCACUACAUCAACAGUCAGAAUGUGUUCACACAGUGA
Mugil cephalus (flathead mullet) is the source of this 819-nucleotide messenger RNA. RefSeq lists its product as uncharacterized. The record is from RefSeq and is a predicted model, not a curated record. The transcript has 4 exons. Gene Ontology annotation, biological process: immune response; immunoglobulin production. Bases 1 to 819 code for a protein of 272 amino acids. NCBI's taxonomy places the organism in Eukaryota, Metazoa, Chordata, Actinopteri, Mugiliformes, Mugilidae.